Nasonia vitripennis (jewel wasp) is the source of this 2618-nucleotide messenger RNA. It is a transcript of the gene Mo25, whose product is annotated as protein Mo25. Gene Ontology annotation, biological process: intracellular signal transduction. Lineage: Eukaryota; Metazoa; Arthropoda; Insecta; Hymenoptera; Pteromalidae. The record is from RefSeq and is a predicted model, not a curated record. The transcript has 7 exons. The coding region runs from base 887 to 1897 and encodes 336 amino acids. Gene Ontology annotation, molecular function: protein serine/threonine kinase activator activity.
GAGGAACAGUCAGUGUGAACUGUGAAGCGAGUUCGACGAGCGACAAGAUGCGUUGAGAAGAAUCGUUCAUUGAAUUAUACACUCGCAUCGCGCUAAUACGGAGAUAAUCAAAUCCGACUCCGAAAGUCGCUAACGUGCAUACUUACAACACAUAGGUAGAUACUCCUCGAUAUAGAAUAUUAGAUACUGCUCCGAAACUCCGACGAGUCGCCUCCGUCUACCGUCGCGCCGUGCGUCGGUAUACACACACACACACACACACACACACACAUACACACAGAGCAUAAGUAUAUACACAGAGCGAGAGCCAGAGAGAGACAGAGAGCCGAUCGCGCGAGCAUCGGCGCAGACAGGCGGAGAGGAGCGCAGAGCGAUCAGAGAGCGGACUGAUAUUCGUCAUCCUUGGCAACGAAGAGUCGCAAACGCUGCUCCCGUCGUGGUGUACGCAUGUCCGUGUUGCCCGUCAGCAGCCGCCCUGCAGUGCAGUGCAGCAUAUACAAUAAAAGAUAGUCGUCGUCGUCGUCGUCGUCGCUCAGAGCAGUAGCAGCAGCGCAGCCGAGACUGGCUCACGCCGCCGCGCUCAGCUCGUCGUAUAAUAUAUACACACACGACGACUUCACCGCCAACUUCCCGAUGAGCUGCUAAGCUAAGGGGACAGCGAGUAGUAGCGCAGCAGCAGCCGCCAGUGCCUAAAAGCAACUGCGUAUCAUUCUAACGGAUUAAUCGGCUAUUGAAUGGUAAGCGCGUGCGGCGCCGUUGCAUAACGUGAUAGUGUGUGUAGUGCGAAUGAUCCCGGAUACUCUUGUGCGCGCAAAAUUGGCUCAGCCGACGAUUCUUCACCAGCAGGUCGACGUCGUCGCUCGCAUAGGUUAUAAGGCUCUAAAUUAUGCCUCUGUUCGGGAAGUCUCAAAAGAGCCCAGCGGAGGUUGUGAAGGCUCUAAAAGAAGCUGUAAACGCGCUGGAGCGUGGUGAUAAAAAAGUCGAAAAGGCUCAAGAAGAUGUGAGUAAAAAUUUAGUGCACAUUAAAAACAUGCUGUAUGGAACUGCCGAGUCUGAGCCACAAGCAGAUAUUGUUGUAGCUCAAUUAGCACAAGAACUGUAUAACAGUAAUCUUUUACUGCUUCUUGUUCAAAAUCUUAGUCGAAUAGAUUUUGAGGGUAAAAAAGAUGUUGCUCAGGUGUUUAAUAAUAUAUUAAGAAGACAAAUCGGUACAAGAUCUCCCACAGUGGAAUAUAUCUGUACCAAGCCAGAAAUACUGUUUACUCUCAUGUCGGGUUAUGAGCAUCAAGAUAUUGCAUUAAACUGUGGUACAAUGUUAAGAGAGUGUGCUCGAUAUGAAGCAUUAGCAAAAAUUAUGAUUUACUCGGAUGAUUUUUAUAAUUUCUUUAGAUAUGUUGAAGUUUCUACAUUUGAUAUUGCUUCAGAUGCCUUUUCUACUUUUAAGGAACUUCUUACAAGGCAUAAAAUUUUAAGUGCUGAAUUUUUAGAAGUCAAUUAUGAUAAAGUUUUUUCACACUAUCAAAGGUUACUGAACUCAGAAAAUUACGUCACACGCAGACAGAGUUUAAAAUUAUUAGGAGAACUUUUACUUGAUCGACACAACUUUACUGUAAUGACGCGGUACAUCUCAAAUCCAGAUAAUCUAAAAUUAAUGAUGAAUAUGCUUAAAGAAAAGUCUCGUAAUAUACAAUUUGAGGCCUUCCAUGUUUUCAAGGUAUUCGUUGCUAAUCCAAACAAACCUAAACCAAUUCUGGAUAUUUUACUACGCAAUCAAGAAAAACUGAUAGAGUUCCUUACACGCUUCCACACAGAUCGCUCAGAAGAUGAACAAUUUAACGAUGAAAAGGCUUACUUGAUCAAACAAAUCAAAGAGCUCAAGUCUGUACAUGAAAAUUAAGUUGGUACUUUUUUACACCGUUUUCCAGUAGUUGUGUAAAUAAAAUUUACAUUCACGAUUUAUUAUUGUAACAUUCAGACUCUUCGGACAUUAUAAUACUCUGCUACCUUCCACCACACUAAAUUGAUUUCAAGAGCUCAGUAUGGCAGCUACAAAAAUGACGCCUCCUUUACUUUCAAGAUUUUCGUAAUAAACUUAUUGAAAAUUGACACGCUAAAAAAUAGUUAAAAUAUGAAAACGUGAAAUGUGCCUACGCAAUUUUUAUGAGCCUAUUCUGCAAUAACAAGUACUAACGUGAUAAAUAAAAACUUGAAAUACUUCACACUCUUUAGUAGAAGACGUAAGCUGUUUUAAUUUACGUUGUUUUUUUAUUCGUUUAGUAAAUAAAGGAAUUUGAAAUUUCUGAUUGUAAUUAUUAUGUUAAAAAACACAUGUGUUACCCCAACCAAGUGUUUUGCUAAAAUGAAGUUCGUGAAUUUACGAUUAUACAAUAUGAAUGAUCAAAUUCAUUGUAGCUGCUGUACUUUUGUUUUUAUACAUCAAAUUACCUUCUAAAUGCAGCAAAAUGUAUUACUUGAAUCGAUAGGUAUCUCCUGCUUCAUUUUAUGCUAAAAAUUAUAAUCACAUGUAUAUGUAUAGAAUUGACUGUUAAAAUGUAACGCCAAAACAAUAAUUAUUGUUUAUUAUAUUUAUUGCAAUAAAAGUAUUAUUAAAAAAACAA